This is a messenger RNA of Ambispora leptoticha, 1395 nucleotides long. Lineage: Eukaryota; Fungi; Glomeromycota; Glomeromycetes; Archaeosporales; Ambisporaceae. The record is from the annotation of a GenBank genome assembly.
AUGUCUGGACUAUUGUUGCCUGCUGGAUGGAAGGAAACAUACGAUCACACUACACAACGAUAUUACUAUGUCGAAACAGCAUCAGGAAGAACAUCAUGGCAACCGCCGCACGCUUCAUACUCUGAUAACCAUUAUUAUAAUGCUGCAAACGUGAAUCAACAUCAACCACCAUCAUGUUCAAAUUCGAAUGCACAUUAUUCUGUCGGUCAGACUUAUCAUAAUAAUCAGCUUCAAUCUCCUCAAUAUAACGAUAAUAAAAAUUCUUCUCCACAGCCUUUUUAUUUUGUUAUCCCACAGCAACAACAGCCUCAGCAUCACGCAAAUAAUCAAUUAUCACAUUCCAACCAAAUUCUUUAUCAAAAUCAACAACAUUCAAUAUCGCAAUAUUCUACAACUCAUCAUUCUCAACAACAGCAACCGCCAUUUUUUCAGCAUACACAUAACAUUAAUAAAGCAUUUCCUGGUGGAUUUGUUCUUCCGGAUCAAAAUCCAUUCUACAAGAUUCAAACUACGCCACAGAAUUCCGGAUUACCGACGAAUUUAUCUCAACAAACGUUACCUCAAUCGCCUCAACAAUCACAAAAUCAUCAACAAAUACCUAAUUCAUUAAAGCCUGGUUCUCGUAUUUCUCUUUCACAGCCAAAUAAUUCGCCGAUACAGAAACAACAACAAAUGUUACCUCAAUCGCCUCAGCAAUCACAGAAUCAUCAACAAAUACCUAAUUCAUUAAAGCCUGGUUCUCAUAUUUCUCUGUCGCAGCCAAAUAAUUCGCCGAUACAGAAACAACAAGCGUUACCUCAAUCGCCUCAACAAUCACAAAAUCAUCAACAAAUACCUAACUCAUUAAAGCCUGGUUCUCAUAUUUCUCUGUCGCAGCCAAAUAAUUCGCCGACACAGAAACAACAACAAGCGUUACCUCAAUCGCCUCAGCAAUCACAAAAUUAUCAACAAAUACCGAAUUCAUUAAGGCCCGGUUCUCAAACUUUUUUCCCACAGUUAAAUAAUUCAUCGAUACCGAAACAACAACAAACCUUACCUCAAUCACCUCAGCAGUCACAAAAUCAUCAUCAGAUACCGAAUUCAUUAAGACCUGGCUCUCAAAUUAUUUCGGACCAACAAGGGAAAAAAGACAAUAAUAACAAUCAAAAAUCAUCAGAAAGAGAAAAAACAAACGAAGAACUUCUCGAAGAAUUUGAAGAGGCUGCAUAUCGAGCAGCAUCAGAGCGACACAAGGGAGAAUUAGAGAAAAAAAUACGUGAGAAACAAGAAAGGGAGCAACAGAAACGAAGAAAAGAAUUAGAAGAUCGAUUGCAUCAGCAACAACAGCACGAGCGGAGACAAAGUCCAUCGAUGUCUAAUCAUGCGAGUACGCUUGCUGAAAAAAUAAAAAUAUAA